Molecule: messenger RNA, 404 nt
Organism: Drosophila miranda
Lineage: Eukaryota; Metazoa; Arthropoda; Insecta; Diptera; Drosophilidae
Exons: 1
Source: RefSeq, a predicted model, not a curated record
CACGGCUUGGUCUGAUGAGACGGGCGUGCCACACCACGCCUUUGUUGCGGCUGCAGCGGGAGGAAUUGGGAACCACUACACCUACAGAUCGGACAGAACAAGAGACUCCUCGCGCCCUUCCGCUGUCCACAAAUAGUCGCAAACGCAUCGGAUUGUCCCGCAUCCGUACGGAGCUGACCAAGAAGCGGCUGGAGUUCGCAGCCGCAAGCCAACUUAAGGAGAAGACCAGCGAGAAGGAGUCCACUCCAAGAGAAAAAGAAAACAAACCACAAGCAAAGAAUAAAGCGGAACGUACAGUGGCCAGCAAGUUGCAAGAGGAUGAAAGGUGCAAGAUAGUGGAAGACAAGGACCGGCUGGAAGAGGAUGAUGAAAGAGCCAAGAUAGUGGAAGACAAAGAGCACUCG